This is a messenger RNA of Hippoglossus stenolepis (Pacific halibut), 5042 nucleotides long. Its product is annotated as transcription initiation factor TFIID subunit 4. Lineage: Eukaryota; Metazoa; Chordata; Actinopteri; Pleuronectiformes; Pleuronectidae. The record is from RefSeq and is a predicted model, not a curated record. The transcript is spliced from 15 exons. The coding region runs from base 35 to 2956 and encodes 973 amino acids. Gene Ontology annotation, cellular component: transcription factor TFIID complex. Gene Ontology annotation, biological process: DNA-templated transcription; transcription initiation at RNA polymerase II promoter. Gene Ontology annotation, molecular function: DNA binding; RNA polymerase II general transcription initiation factor activity; protein heterodimerization activity.
AAGAUACGAUUUGCACAACGGAGCGACAUCAAAGAUGGCGGGAGCCUCCGACCCACUGGAGGACAUGCUCUUCACGGAGGUGGAUGAAAAAGCCGUCAGCGACCUGGUGGGUUCGCUCGAGUCUCAGCUGGGCGACAGAAAGACUCCCGCCCCUUCGCUUUCCGACGGGAACCGGGAGGCAGCUCCGGCGGCCGCGGCUCAGUUCUCAGGGAAAGUGCGCGAUCAAGUGGGGUCUGCUGAGCCGCAACAAGGGCAUCCGAAAGCGGGGUUAACCCAGGGACCCGGCGCCAACGAGCCGCUCUCCGGUCCGAGCCUCUCCUCCUCUACCUCCUCCGUCGCUACCGGGGCCGUGAUCACCACCGGAGCCGGGCUACAAACUGUUGGAGCUGCUCCCCCGACUGCUUCCCCCGGACCGGGACCCGUAACUUUGCCCACUCCGCCCGCCGCCGCUGCUAGCUUCCACCGGGCGGCUGUCCUGGCUCCGAGCGCGGCUCCCAGCUCCUCCGCCGUCCCGGUGGCGGACGGUUCCCGGAGCGGAUCUCCCGCUCUGCUCAGUUUAAACGGAAACGGCGGAGCUGCAAAGUUGGUGAACUCGCCCGCGGUCGCGCCACCGGCCGGAGGCAGCACCGUGAUCAGUGCUGUCAGUGCCGGGGGGUCCGCGGUCAUCAACCCCAUGACUUCUCAGCCCACUUUCCCGGGACCGGCUCCCACCGUGGUCCUGCAGAGACACCCCGGCCCCGCGGCCAGCGUCACCCAGAACGGGAUGGACCCUAAGGUGGUGACCCAGGGCGCCCCCCCAGCCUCCAGCCCUCAGGUGAUGAACCACAGCACCCCCCUGAUGCACGCCAAGAUGCUGGUGCCCAGUCAGCCUGUGUCCGGAAACACCGUCAUCCUGACCAGCACCGCCUCUGCAGUCCAGUCCCCCAUCACCCAGACCGUGUCCAGUCCGGCUGCCAUCACCCUGACAGGGGUCAAACCUGCCAUGAACGGGGUGGCUCAGCCUGCGGUGACUGUGGUGAGGCCUCCGGGCGGCCCGGUGAUGGCCACCUCCCUCCAGCAGCAGAGACCCGCAAUGGUGGCGAGCUCGACCCGGGCAGCUGCCCCUCAACUUCCUCUGGCUGUCCGGCCCCAGCAGCAGACCACCAUCCAGCUGCCCCCCGGCUUCACCAUGCCUGCAGGUAUGGUUCUGGUGCGGACGGAGACGGGUCAGCUGGUCAUGGUCCCUCAGCAGGUCCUGGCUCAAGCUCAGGCCAAGACCCAACAGGCCCAGACUGUGGCCAACAUCACCCAGAGACCUGGCACACCGACGGCUGGGGCCGCCAUCCGGGUCAGCACCGCCACCACGGCUCCUGUCACACCUCACACCGUCCGCCUGGCGGCACCCGCUCCGACCAGGAUGGUUCAGUCUCCCUCCACCACCACCGUACAGAAGGCCAUCACCGUGGCCCCUGGUGGUGCAGCGGUGUCUGUGAAAAUGACGACACCUCAGAAGGCUCCAACGGUGAUAACAGCCGGGGGGAUGCCCGCAGCCAAACCUGCCGCCGCUCUGACCAACACGACCCCUGCUGCCACAGCCACGCCCCCCAACAGAGUCACCGUGGUGUCGCAGGAGAUGCAGGAGAACGUGAAGAAAUGCAAGAACUUCCUGGCCACACUCAUCAAGCUGGCGUCCCACAAUUCUCCCUCCCCAGAUACCUCCAAGAAUGUGAAGGCCCUGGUGCAGGACCUGCUCGAUGCUAAGAUCGAGCCGGAGGAGUUCACCACUCGGCUGCAGGCUGAGCUGAAGUCCUCCCCUCAGCCCUACCUCAUUCCCUUCCUCAAGAAAAGUCUCCCUGCCCUGCGUCAGUCUCUGCUCAGCAGCCAGCAGUCUCUGAGUGUCCCCAGCACCUCCACACCAGCCCUGGCCGCCCCCGGCUCCAUCACCGCCAUCAGACCCCGGCUGCCCGUCAGUCCGGCGAGCAGCACCAUCAAACUGAACACGCCGCUCACUAACACAACAGCUCUGGCCGUGGGCAGAGCCGGAGUUCAGACGGUCCAGACUCGUUCACCUGUCGUCAUCAGUCAGACUCUCAGAACUCAAGCGACGCUCAUCAGAGGAUCUCCGACCAUCGUCGGCAAGAGUCUGGUUCACCUGGCAGCUCAAGCCAAUCAGAAGAAACUAAGCGACCCAGGGGGCGGGACGUUCAGAGAUGACGAUGACAUCAACGACGUGGCGUCCAUGGCUGGCGUCAACCUUAACGAGGAAAAUGCCCGUAUCCUGGCAACCAGCUCGGAGCUGGUGGGCACAAAGAUCCGCUCGUGUAAAGACGAAGCCUUCCUGCCCACUGGUCUGCUGCACCGCCGCAUCCUGGACACAGCAAAGAAGCUGGGUGUGAGCGAGGUGCCGCUGGAGGUGGUGAACUUCAUUUCUCACGCCACUCAGUCCAGACUGCGCUCGCUGCUGGAGACGGUGUCGGCCGUCGCUCAGCAUCGUACAGACGGAGGAAAGGAUGAAGAUCAUCAUGAACCGUCGUCAGACGUUCGCUCGCAGCUUCGCUUCUUCGAGCAACUGGAGCGAAUGGAGAAACAAAGGAAAGAUGAACAGGAGAGAGAGAUGCUGCUGAAGGCUGCCAAGAGUCGUGCGAGACAAGAGGAUCCAGAACAGGCUCGUCUGAAGCAGAAGGCCAAAGAGAUGCAGCAGCAAGAGUUGGCUCAGAUGCGACAACGAGACGCCAACCUCACAGCCCUCGCCGCCAUCGGACCACGCAAGAAACGCAAGCUGGACUCCCCGGGAGGAGCAGCGGCGGGCCCAGAGGUGGCCUCAGGCUCGGGUGUCGGCUCCUCUGUGUCCCCCUCCUCCCGCCAGCAGCUCCGUCAGCGAAUCACUCGAGUUAACCUCAGGGACUUCAUCUUCUGUCUGGAGCAGGACCGCAGCACGGCCCGCUCGCUGAUGCUCUACAAGGCGCUGCUGAAAUGAGUCAACGAUGGAUCACAGACUGAUCACACGUCAGCUCCUCGCUGUGUCCUUGCGUCCUCUGAGGUGUUUCUCUCUCGUCUUUAGGCGCUGCAGUACGUCUGUACUCUACUUCCUGGUCAUGUCUCUUUUUUAAUGGCAGGCGUUAGUUUCACAUUUCAGUUCCGUGUUGGUUCAGUAUUUCGCCGAAGUAACGACCGCGUCACACCAGAACAUCUGAACUAACCCGCGUGCCUUCAUUAAGUCCUGUUCUGAGGUCAGAGGACGCAGCGAUCGCUGUGUUUAUGGCGCAGAUCAACAAACCAGAGCUGGAGUCACUGGUUCAUCUCGUCUCUGAAUCAAGAGUCGGAGGCUGACGACGGUUUUAACGGAUGUGACCUGAACACAACAGCUGAAUGAGAACGCUGCAGCUCGAUGGAUUGAUAUGUGAAACAUCAGAAAUGUCUGGUAUCAGACUAAAAACAUGAAUGAAUGAAGAGGUGCAGCUCUGCUCUGAUUGGAUGAUGCCUCACAGACUCUGUCAGGACGACUUGUUAUUGGUCAACGGUGAAUAUGCAGAUGUCAAAGUUUGCGAGGACGAACCUGACGUGAUCAGUUCUGGUGUGAUCAGGUCUUUAGACAGAUUUUUUAAACUUUUUUUAUUCCUCGUCUCCACAUCUACUUCCUGGUCCCUACAUUACCCACAGUGCAACUGGUCUGUUAGUGGCAGCUGACGUAUCCUGGGGGGAUCGUUCCCCCAAGAUGGUUCUUUCCUCUGAUUGGUACAAACUGUGGUUCAGUGAACGCAGCCUCUUCACACCUGGAAACACAGAGGAGGAAAACACCUGGAGCUGAACAUAUGACCAGGUCCCGAUGUGACGUCACCGUGAUGUCAUAAUUCCGUCACCUGGGAUAUUAACACAUGGACUCUACCGAUGCGGAGACGACAUCUAAUCUAAAUCUCUCCCAACGUUUCAGAUCCUGUGUGGUGGUCGUUUUGAACGCCGCGCUGAUCAAUCAGCUUGUUUUUAACCUUUUCAGAUGAUGGUAGGUCACAUGUUCACUGGUCAAAUUGGUGAGAUGCCGUCGUACCAACAGUUAUUUUAAUGUUUGUGUGGACACUCGACCUUAAGGGAGCAGUUCAACAUUAUUUCGUCUUGUUCACGUCUCUGCAGAACAAAUGUUUCUCAAACUGUUUCCUGUCUCCAGUCUUUAUGCCAAGCUAAGCUAGCUGUCUCUUGUCUUUAUGUUAGCUAGCUGUUUGCUCACAGUUCCACACUGUGCUAAGAUAAGCUAGCUGUUUACUCUUGUUUUCAGACUUAAUGCUAAGCUAGCUAUUUCCUCCCUAGCUUUAUAUUAGGACAUGAACGUGAACGUGUCUCGAAGAAACAGGAAGUUAACGUAAAUGUUGAACUGUUCGUUUAAGUCAAAUGAUUGACAGUUUGGUCGCAGGAAGUGGGUUCUUCUCCUAACAGGAAACAGACUCAGGCUACGUUCAGGAAGAUGAACAACAUCAAACUUCACCUCAGACGUUCUUCCUCCUCCUCCUCCUCUUCCUCUGGGGUCACGUGUGAUUUAAUUUUUAUCUCGUCUCUGUUUUAACCACGUGGUGACAUGGUACAUCGGUGUUACCAUAGAAACAGACCCACGGUUCAGUAUGGCGUUGAAUGAAUCAUGUGACAUGUAGUGAACCAAUCAGAGCUCCAGGUGGUGUGUUGAUGAGUGUCAGCGUGGACACGAUGUGACGUUCAAGCCACGUGGACACUCGGCAGGAACGCGACACUUCAACCCCGAACUGUUAAUGAAUUUGUAGCUGACGAUGCAGUUUGUGAAUAAAGUUUUAAAGGGGGCGUGUCCGUGGAAGGUUUUUAACGCUUUAAAUGUCUUUUGGUUUCUUUGGUCUGUGUCGUGAAUUGUUGGAACUGAAGCUGUGUGUUCUGUACGUCACUGUCGUCACGGCAACACACUAACCCGUCUGUUGGAAAGAGAAUUUUUGUGAGUAUUUAUAUUUCCUACAUUCUGUACUCGAUCCUGACGCAUUUCAGGAAAUGCAAUUUUACAGUCAUUUGUACCUUUGCAAAAAAAAUUAAAUAAAGAAAAUUAAGACUAA